Somion occarium is the source of this 1817-nucleotide messenger RNA. NCBI's taxonomy places the organism in Eukaryota, Fungi, Basidiomycota, Agaricomycetes, Polyporales, Cerrenaceae. The record is from the annotation of a GenBank genome assembly.
GAGGCUGAAAUGUCGAAACUCGAGAGCCCGUCUCUUGCUUCCUCUUCCCAUUCUACAACCCCUUCCACGGUGCCAAAAGAUCUUGUCACCGAUGUUUUGCCCAAUUUCACACCAAUCGACGCGCCUUCACCUGCUGGAUCCGUCGCUGUGCCGACCCCAGCUACUCCCGUGAAUGGAACGCAUGAAGACAAUGCAGGCGAAAGCAGCAAACUAAAUGGGAUUAUUGGAAAACAAGUUUCGAGACCGAAGAUCGUGCCCAAUGUUGAGAAAGUAGUAUUCGAGAGUCGGAAAAGGAGUAAGCUCAAGGGCAGGAGCUUACAGGACGAGGAAGCUGCCGCUCAAUCCGCUGCAAGAAUUGCAAGCAGUCUUGCCGCAGAUCAGAACGCUGCCCUGAACCCAGACGUGGACACCCCAUUCACGGACGCAGCCGAUGUUGUAAAGAGGCUUCUGCCAUAUCAUGUUUUCCAACAUCCUGCGGAAGAUCUAGCUUCUAUGAGUCAUGGUAUUGGUAAGGGUAAGAGGAAAGCCACAGAGGAGGAUCUUCUACGAGAGGAAAUUGCUGAAACCAAAUCUGCACUUCAAUGUUGGAAGAGACGUAGGACUCUUGAAAGGCGUUUCACGGAGGCGAGGACCAGUGCGGCGAAGCGUUCUGCACCAGAUGAUCAGGCAUACGUUCUGGCACAAGCUAUUCUUGAAUCAGAUCGACAUGAGAAUGCCGCUAUCAAUGCAGAACUACGAGCGGCGAAACAAGAACUGGACAGACUAGAACGUGAAAAGAAAGCAGCGGCCGCAGCAGCUGCAGCAGCCGCUCAUCCACCUCAGCCUCGCGCAACAUAUUACCCUCCACAGACAACUGCUCCAACAUCUUCGGCAUAUCCGACGCAGUAUCGAGGCUACACAUAUGCAUAUGGUCAGGGAUACAAUUCCCAGUACACAUAUUCUCCAUACGCGACGAAUCCUGUACCGCCGAAUGCCUGGAGCACCUCCGUAUUCUCGCAGACCCCUCGAACUUCAUAUACCACGCCUUCGUCAACAACGACUUCGACAAAUCCCCCUACAUCGGUUUCAACUGCAACCACAGUACCAUCAUCCACUUAUGCUUCGGUUUCGUCUAUUACACCACAAGCGCCGGCAAUGGCACCCUUGACGUCUACGUCACCUAUUCCUGUUCAACUUCCUGUGACUUCUCUAACCGCGCUCUCUGCGCUUGGGAUCAUCCCUGUCCCAGUUGCGAAUGCACCACCACCCGGACAACCGCAGCCUGCUGCAGUACUAAAGGGUACCACUCAGAAUGGGACGAUGGUCAGCUUGGAGAUCAACGUUUCAUCUUUGCAGCAGAACCAAAUGAGCGGACUCGCAUUCAUUCUGAGUGCAUUAACAUCGCGGGGAUUGAAUGUCGAUGCUGCUGUAGCAGCUGCAACCGCUCCAGCAGCUUCCAGCAAUGUACGAUCUGCAGCUUCUCCGAAUACCACCGGAGGUACACCGCUGGUGACGAGUACUCAGAAUGCAGACGGUAACACCCCGUCCAAUGGAGAACCGUCAACAUCUCACGAAGGAUCAGGGGUAUAAGGACAGGUGGUCUGAGUGUGUGAUUGCUGGGCUGAUGUAUUUCUGUUGGUGAACUUUGUUGUUAUCUAUUACCCUCUUGUAGCGUGUCCUCCCAACGGCCUCUUUAGCAAUCAUACUCAAACCAAAUUUUGAGUGCUGUUUCUUGACCAUGCUUUCCGCUUUUGUCAACUGGUGUAGCGGUCAGAUCUCGCGGGGAUUAGAUAGUCGCUCAUCCGACGCCAUGUGGCCGAGCUGCCGCUCGGUAGUAG